CGGCCUCCAAGCGAAGAAUGCCGAGGGCCGAAUGGCGAGUCGCCGCGGGAUUACUCAAUCCAUUAACUUUCCACACAGCUGCCAGCCAUCCUUCUCGUAUCUCAUUCACUCUCUUCUAUCCUCUCUUGCCUCCUGCUGUGCAUAUAUAUAACGACUAACCUCUUAACUCGUCUGGCCACAGUUGCAAUCAUCCCCCAUAAACAUCCCCGUUUACCCCAACUUUCCCCGCACAGUUGUCGCCAUGCCCGUCUCUUCACAUUAUCCUCCGGUGGACAUUCCCAAUGUCGACCUCUGGACGUUUCUAUUUGAGCGCGAGGGAAGGCAAUUCCCUGACGACAAGAUCAUCUACCAGGAUGCCGAAACGCAACGAUACUAUACCUAUCAGAGUCUAAAGGACACCGCGCUUUCCUUCGGCAAAGGAUUGAAGGCCAUCUGGGACUGGCGCAAAGGAGAUGUGCUGGCCCUGUUCACCCCCAACAGCAUCGACACCCCCGUCGUCAUGUGGGGAACCCACUGGGCCGGGGGUGUCAUCUCUCCCGCCAAUCCCGCCUACACCGUCGAAGAGCUGGCUUUCCAGCUGCAGAACUCCGGCGCGAAGGCGCUGGCAACCCAGGUCCCGCAACUCCCCGUCGCCACCGCAGCCGCGAAGCGCGCCGGGAUCCCCGAGGACCGCAUCUUCCUGAUUGGCGACGAGCGUGAUCCCCAGGCGAAGAUCAAGCACUUCACGUCCAUCCGGAAUAUCUCGGGCGCAACCAGGUUCCGCAAGAUGAAGAUCGUCCCCGAAAAGGACCUCUCGUUUCUCGUGUACUCAUCGGGCACCACGGGAGUCCCGAAGGGCGUGAUGCUAUCGCACAGGAACAUCAUCGCCAACACCUUGCAGCUGGCGGCCGGGGAGGCCGGCAAUCUGACCUGGAACGGGGGCGCGGAUGGAAAAGGAGAUCGGGUGCUGGCAUUCCUUCCCUUUUUCCACAUUUAUGGCUUGACCUGUCUGGUCCAUCAGACCCUAUACCAAGGCUACCAACUCGUCGUGAUGCAGAAAUUCGACAUCGAGAAGUGGUGCGCCCACGUCCAGAACUACCGAAUCACAUUCAGCUACGUCGUGCCGCCGGUGGUCCUUCUGCUCGGCAAACACCCCGUCGUCGACAAAUAUGACCUGUCGAGUCUGCGCAUGAUGAACUCCGGCGCCGCCCCACUGACGCAAGAACUCGUGGAGACGGUGUACGCACGCAUCAAGACGGGCAUCAAGCAGGGCUACGGACUCAGCGAGACCAGCCCCACCACGCACACGCAGCCCUGGGAGGAAUGGCGAACCAGCAUCGGCGCAGUCGGCAAAUUGCUCCCCAACAUGGAAGCCAAGUACAUGACCAUGCCCGAGGACGGGUCGGAGCCGCGCGAAGUUCCCGUUGGCGAGGUGGGCGAGCUGUAUCUCAGGGGUCCCAAUGUCUUCCAGGGAUACCACAACAACCCGUCGGCCACGGCGGGCUGUCUUUCGCCCGACGGGUGGUUCCAGACCGGAGACGUGGGCUACCAAGAUAAGGACAAGAAUUUCUACAUCACGGAUCGCGUGAAGGAGCUCAUCAAGUACAAGGGUUUCCAGGUGGCUCCCGCGGAGCUGGAGGGACUCCUGGUGGACAACGAGGCCAUUGACGAUGUCGCGGUGAUCGGCGUGGAGAGUGAAGCGCACGGCACCGAGGUGCCGCUGGCUUUUAUCGUGCGCAGCGCGAAGAGCAAGGCGUCGGGUGUUAGUGCCGAGCAGGAGGCCGCGAAGAUAGUCAAAUGGCUGGAUGAUCAAGUUGCGUAUCAUAAGCGGCUGCGCGGAGGAGUGCGAUUUGUCGACGAGAUCCCCAAGAGUGUCAGCGGGAAGAUCCUGCGCCGCGUGCUGAAGAAGCAGGCCAAGGAAGAGGCCUCCGCGCCUAAGGCGAAACUGUAACGUCUCGUAUAGCCUAUCAUUAAUGAAUCAUGUCAAUAGAGCAAAGAAACGGGCACUUCUCGAC
Aspergillus steynii IBT 23096 is the source of this 1994-nucleotide messenger RNA. Its product is annotated as acyl--CoA ligase. The record is from RefSeq and is a predicted model, not a curated record. Bases 242 to 1930 code for a protein of 562 amino acids. Gene Ontology annotation, biological process: secondary metabolic process. Gene Ontology annotation, molecular function: CoA-ligase activity. NCBI's taxonomy places the organism in Eukaryota, Fungi, Ascomycota, Eurotiomycetes, Eurotiales, Aspergillaceae. The transcript is spliced from 3 exons.